Plodia interpunctella (Indianmeal moth) is the source of this 6528-nucleotide messenger RNA. RefSeq lists its product as uncharacterized. The record is from RefSeq and is a predicted model, not a curated record. Lineage: Eukaryota; Metazoa; Arthropoda; Insecta; Lepidoptera; Pyralidae. Bases 107 to 445 code for a protein of 112 amino acids. The transcript has 3 exons.
UGUCACUUUUAUUUGGGAAAUUGGGGAGGAAAUGGUCACUCCGGCUAAUCCUCCGCGUAUUUUAAAUUAAAAACUGUGACACAAAACCCUCAAUUGAUCCGUAAAUAUGACUGAAAAAGAGUUAACCAUGGAAGACCUCGAAGAAACAGUGAAGCGCACAGACGAGCAACUGGACCUGAUGGAGUGGAAGAUGGACAAUGUGGAGAGGGAGCUAGUGGAGCCCCUCGACACGCAGGACCUCUGCGUCAUGAACCUACUCAAAUCUGUCUCUGAGGUGCGGUCGGACUACCAGCAGCUCCGGCGCGAGCUGGUGGAGGUGCAGGCGCUGCAGCGCGAGCUGUCGUCGCGGCUGCGCGCGCAGCUGCGGCUCGUGCACGGCAAGUUCGCGCGCCUGCGCCAGCGCCUCGCCGCCGCGCCCCCCCCCACCUCCUCCAAUCCGCGCUGAGCCGACGAAGAGCCUCUCGUGUCCGCCAUGGAGCGACCUAGCUUCUGAUAGGUUGUCUUUAUAAUAUUUUAUCUCGUUUUUAUAAUACUUUGUUAUUAUAUAUUUCAAUUAUUAUUUUGUGUCUUAAAGCGACAUUUAAUUUAUAUAAAAACUAAAUUAGGUUUAGUUUUGAGUUCUAUGAGAAUAUGUCGAAAAAACGAAAACGCGUCAUGCAAGAAUCUCUUUCGUCCGAGAUGUCCUGGUUUCUUUCCCAAAUGUUAAGCACUGGAGCCCAAGGUCCAAUAAUGUAAACACGAUUAAUAUUAUAUGAUUCUAUUAAUCAGUUUUUAUAUACAUGACUGAAAUUGGUUUAUUUUUCUUAGUUUUCACAAAAAACUAUUUUCUAUAGUUUUCCAAUACUCAAAAGCAAUAAUUAAAGAAAUUUAAAAGUUGUCAAAAUAAAAAUAUUUGCUUAUUUGCUACACUAAACUAUCAAAUGUUAUUGCACAAUUCUCCAAAAACUGUAAUUAUCUAAAAUCCCGCGAGAAACCUUGAGAAACCUUGACAUUCAAUGUUGACAUUCAACAUAUUCUCUUGAAAUGAGAAAAUUUGCUUCUUACUCUCCUUUUUACAUAAUUCUGAAAAAUUAUCACAACUUCUGAAUACUGUAAUACUUUAAUUAGUCCGCGUCACGGACGCAAACUUACAAUACAGUGGUAAUACAGUCGCUGACCACAACGUAGCCGAACUUUUUCGUGGGGGCGAAACCUAAUGAAAAUAUUUCCCAGACGGGAAAAUAAAACAAAGACUAUCGAAUAUGUGGAAGCCUGUAUUGGAGAGUAGGAAUUCAAAACUCACAUUUUUAUAUAUUUGUUAUUUGUAUAAUUCGUAUUUUUCAUUUUUAUACAGGUGUUACUAAAUAUACAUACGAUAAUUAGUCUUUAGUCGCGUUUACCUCCUUGGCACCUUUUUAGAAGUGUUGGUAUUGACUUGACACUGCGCAUUGGAUCUACCCGAGGGACUGUAUCCUACCACUUCGUAUGUAUAUAGGGAUUCUGUACCACCAUGUGUAUUGUUUUAUAUUUAUUACUUUCGAAAAAAAAUACGUUUUAUAGUUUACCACUUUAGUGAUUAUUUAAAGUUGAUUAUCAAGUUUUAUUGAAGUUGGUUUAGUCAAAAUUAAGAACAAAUCGAUAACUUAUCGAAGGACACGACGAGGCAGCUCAAUGAUGCCCUUAUCCAACGCUGCAAAGGGAUGAUUGUCCCAGGGCGAGGUAUCCCUACGAGCACUAGGUAUAUACGGAGAAUGAAACCUUUGGUCAAAUGUUACUAUUAUUAGUUGGAGAAUAUUAGACCAAAAUUUUGUGCCAAAUUAAAUUUUGCAUUAUUUGAUUUUAUUAUCUUUUUAUUAAAAGACAAUUCCACACAGUUUUAUAUUGUUUAUGGAAUAAAUUAAUAUGAAUUAGGUCCAUUCUAUUUAACCUUAAAAAGAUUAGCAUCAUUUCGCAGUGACCCAAAGGUCACACAUCAUUCUGCUGUGUAGCCAUUAGUCCCAAUAAUAGUUCUUAUUGCAUGAAAAUAAGAACUACAAUUGAACUACCAUUGACACUUCAAUAAGGGUGUGUACUUACAAAUCUUACCGCUGCGUUGGAUAUAGGGCUUUACAUGUAACGUAUAGCUCAAAUAGUGCCCCAAUAGUGAUUAAAUCAUUAUAGUUAGGGCGAACAUGUGCCAACCUUAGACAUAAAUUAUAUUGAAAGUGUUGAAUCGUGCGGGAUUACAUGCAAAGUGUGAAUUAAAAUUUAAAAAUCUUUAUUCUAUUCAGCACAAUUUUACAGAAUAUCUUCGAAAUUAAGCUACUUAUAAGAUAAUUUGAAAAUUGUGAGGGAAUGGUGUGGAAUGGGUUCGUAAAUAAUAAAUCUUAAUUAUUUAACCCGUUAUUUAAAACGCAAACAGUUUAUAAUAUAACACAGUUAUGAUUAUCCUAACUGCGUUAGUUAAAUUGUGAACUGACGGUGAAUAUUUUGCUGAAUAUCACACGGUGAAUAUCACACGAUGGAAGUCAUCUCGAAUAGAAUGAGCGAAUGUGAACGAUCGAAUGCCUGUGAAGUUUGUAUGGUUGUUUGUAGUUUAUUUAUUGUGUCGCGAGGUGAAAUUUCUAUGAUUUAUCGUAAAAUUAAUAUUCGUUGUAUAUCUAUGUCUUAAAAACAAAAUUAAUGCACACAAAAUCUCAAUUUAUUUUUUGUUCUUUGUUUUAAAAAAUGUAUAAAAUGAUUUUUUUUAUUAGAUAGGUCAUAGAAAAUCAGAUACGGAUGUAAGUUUUGCGUGUAAUGAAAUUUACAAAAUCAAAUUAAGCUAGUCAUACAAUUACAAGAGGGUGAAUAUUUUACUAUUAGUAGAACAAAUCCUGGUCGUGGCUUGUAUGUGUUUUAAAUUACAAAUUGUAAUUAAUGUAUUAAUGUUGAGUGCUAUGGAGAAAAUACGGCGCCACUGUUUUAAGGACAUACAAUUAGAAAUCAAAUUUAUUAUAUUUAGUGGUAUUUAUCACAUUACAUUCUUAAAAGUCAAUUUAUGCACACAAUUCCUCUGAAUGACAAAUGUGAUAUUUGUCAUGAUGGUGAUACCAAAUGAGAAAUUCAAUUUAGAAUACCGUACGAAAAUUUUCUACAUACUUGCCUGAAAUUUUACAAAUUUUACAUCAAGUGUGUUGAAAAAUUUCGUGUGACGCGUACGGUUACGCCCCAUCUACAUUUGUCCGCUUGUAGAUUGAUCUAAGUGUUAUUUCAAUGUGCAAAAAAUGAAUUAUUAAAUUGUAAGUCGGUGCUAGACGCGAGUUGUCCGAAUGCAUGAAAUGUAAGGGAACACUCCUGACAACUUGGAUAUCACACGAAAUAUCGGAUUGUUAGAUUGUAGUGUGCAUUUUUUAAAAACGCAACGAAUGGAAUAUCCUCAUGCUGAGUGUACAUGCUCGCCAAUUUCGUCUGAUCUCAAGGUACAGCCAAUAGCACAUCAAACUACUUAAAUUCGCUCCUACUACUAUGGCAUUAAGGUCCAUGGGUAACUUGACAUGCGCUUGGCUAUCCACUGCUGAGUUUUAAUGUGAGCAAUUUUUUCACUAAAAAGCAAUGAUCACCGUAAGGUUUGGCAAGCAUGUAAACUAGGUUUUAGGUAGUUCAUUUGAUUUUAAGUCGCGCGUAUUUUGAACAAAGUAAUUAUCGAAUGUUCGAAUGUCAAUUCCAUAGAAGAUUGUUAAUUGAUUCGAUUAGUAAAAAAUUUAAAAAUGCAUUUGCGCUCGUAAUUAUUGUUUGAAGAAAAAAAUUUAAAGCACCCUUAAUCCCUUUAAAAUAAUUGUUUCUAACAUGUAACGGCCUAGACUCUAGGCAGGUUAUUAUUUCAUGCAAUUAUAAAUAUCUAGUACCUACAAAAAAUAUAUAUAUAAUUUUUGGUACCCUAGGAGUACUAGGGUUCAAAAAAUGUUUUGAUCUACUUACCUAUUUAAAAUUGCAUGAAAUAUCUAUAUCUAAUGUGCAUCAAUAUUGUUUGCGUGUUAUUGAACGAAUUUAUGUGUAAUUGUGAUGUGAUGAAUGUAUGUUAACGACUAGGCUGCGUAAUGCCCGCUACGGUCGUUGACGUAGAUGCAUAUAAUUUUGUUUGUUCAGUUGCAAAAUUUCAAUAACACUUAACAGUUUAGCGACUCAUAGAACAGUAAAAAUGUUAAAACUUGCAUAAAAUGGAAUGAUUAUAAUUGAUUCGCUAAUUUAUAAUAAUAAUAAAUCCCAAAGCGUAGCCAACAAAUAUAAAAUUUUAAAAAUAGUAGAAUGUACCUCAAAUGCAUUUAUUUCAGUCGAUACGUAAAUUAGUAUAGAUAAUUAUUGCAUGUUGCAUACUAUUAUUUUCACAGGACUUCUUUGCCGUCGUGUUAAUAAGACUUGUACCAAGAUCUUCAAGACACUAGAUCUUAGAUGAAAUAUUAUAUUUCUUUCACGCAAUUAAUUUUUGUAUGUAUAUUAUUGUAUUAUAUGACCAGAGAUCGGAAAUUGUAGUGUAUAUUUACCUAAACUUCGACUAAUAUAUUUUUUAUACCAUGAUUUAAAAAUCGUGAAUUAUUAUUGGAUUUUAUUGAAAUAAUAUAUAAUUAGGUGCAAAUUAUUGAUUUGAAGAAUAUUAUUCCAUUUUUAGAUUUCCGUACUAAAUCAGUCAGAUUAAAAUUGUAUAUUUUUAAUUACGUAAAAUAAAACUAUAAAAUAUAACUGUUUAAGUAAAUAUCAGGUGUACCUAUAUGAAUAGGUCAAAUAAUUGAAGCAGGUGUGUUAAAAUUGACCAAAUAAAUAUUUCAUAUUUUACAGGUGGUAUUACCAUUCUAUGUUAGGUAUUGCUACGUCGAAGUUUAUGUAAAUAUGGCACUAGAAUAUCCGAUCUCUGGUUAUGGCCAAACACGAAGUGCGGUGGUUGGGCCUGGGUGUAUCGUGCUAUCUUCGGCUAGAUCUAGGUUUUAGGCUUUAUCUAUCACUUUUCCAUGGUUACCAAAAGUUCUUGGUACAUUUCUCGCCUUUUAGCUUUUUGCUGUUUAGAAAAAUUAGUGUAAGUGAAAUACAUGUCUGAAACUAUGUGUAAGUAGUCAGCAGCGGGUAAACCCGUGUAAUGUAAGAUUGUUUAGUAUUCGUUUGCUUCGAGAUUAUGAUCGCAACUUGUCAUUUCGUGGGCAAAAUUGUGACCACCGUUUUAGGAACUGUGCAAUACUUUUCAAAUACCUCAAAAAUAAAAGAAGAAAUUUCAAAAAUAUUUAUUAUUUAUAUGUAUGUGCAUUGUACCUGUAAACUGAAGAGUUGAGUAUGUAUUAUUAAUGAGGUUUUUUUUUAACAAUAUAAUAUUUUUGCGGAAACACGAAAUGAACAAGUUUUGGCUAUUAUAACGGGAUUUUUGGAUAGGAUCGUCCUAUUAGUGACUGAUUUUAUUAAUUUUAUAGACUAGAUAUAUAUAAUAAAUUAAAUAAUAUAGAAAAAAUAGUAUAAUUCACGAUUACUAUGAAAUAAAACGAAAAUGAUUGGGCAUUCAUAUGAAUUAAUUAAGUGUAUGUUAGAAAAAUAUUUUCCAAUUCGCCGCAUCUAUAUACACAUUUCUUAUGAAUUACACCGAUUCUACGUGUCACAAACUUUGAUAUCAAUGUGAGAUAUAUUGUAAUAAUCCAGUUAAUCAGCACGUCCAGUACAGCACUGUUUGAUGUAUUUACGGCACAAUUAUAAUAAGCAUUUUCUGAAUCAAUUUCACAUAAUGUGUAAUGUUUAGGGUAGUAUAUAAGUUUUGGUGAUUUUAAUUACAAAUUUUACGGCUUUUGAGUUUAAGCACGAUGUGACUUGGAUCAGAAAAUUGUUGGCCAAGCAGCGUAGUGGCUUAUAUACUUAUUCGCGGACGCUCGACAAGAGAAAAAAGUUUAGUUAUUGUAACUGCUAGCAGUCAAGUUAACAUCUGCUAGCUAUACUUGACUAUACAGCCAACAGACUUAACAGAAUCCCACACAUUUACGUCGAGAAAUCGUAUAUUGCCGUUAAAAAUAUAUUUAGUGUUAGUGCGAAAGUUAGCGCUUAAUAUUGUAAAAAGAUCCUAAAGAACGUUUGGUCUAUUUUCUGAUCCGAAUCACAUAAAUAUUCCGCCGGUCAGUUAAAUGAUAAGAAACGUGAGAAACAUCGACAAAGAAACUAAUAAUACGUAUAAAUUAUUUUAAUUUUAUAUUAAUUUGUCUUGUUUAAAAUUAUUUCUGAAACAUUUAUUUUCGAGUCAUUUAACUUUUGAAGAAUUAAAAACCUUCAUCUCGUUCUCGAAUAAUUUAUAUUUCCGAAAGAGAAAAAGUAAUUGUUUUUAUACAUACUUAUGUAUAACCAGGCCGGCGGGAGUCUAUGUCCAAAACACGACAAUAUAGCACUAUUCCUAUAUUCUCUGUAGCAUUUCUAGAUAUUUUGUACUGUGUACACUAUUGUAGAUGGGUUGUAUCUAUUAUUUUCAGAGUAUAUUUUCUACUAUAAUUUACAAUGUAGCAACUGGGAUACUUUGUAUUAGCCCUGUUGUUUUGUAAUUUGUUUUCGAAUAAAUCGUAUUUUAUGGUUUAA